Molecule: messenger RNA, 1614 nt
Organism: Peniophora sp. CBMAI 1063
Lineage: Eukaryota; Fungi; Basidiomycota; Agaricomycetes; Russulales; Peniophoraceae
Source: the annotation of a GenBank genome assembly
AUGGCCGACGGACGCGACUCGCAAAGCGACUCGUCGACUUUUGUAGACGAUGACCGCGAACUCGUCGCGUUGGGCUACAAGCCCAGCUUCAAGCGCGAGUUCAGCAAUCUUGCUACGAUCAGCUUUGCGUUUAGCAUCAUGGGUCUAUGCUCGUCGGUCGCAACGACGUUCAAUACUCCACUGCUCACGGGCGGACCUGCAUCAGUCACCUGGUGUUGGAUUUUGGGUGCCACAAUGUGCUUCACCCUCGGCGCUUCCAUUGCCGAAAUCGUUUCCGCAUUCCCCACGUCGGGCGGUCUGUACACCGCAUCUGCGAAACUAGUCCCCGAGAGGCAUCGUGCCAUUGUUGGCUGGGUUGUGGGAUGGCUCAACAUCCUGGGUCAGAUUGCCGGCAUAUCCUCCACCGAGUUCGGUCUGUCGAACAUGGUGUGGGCGGCCGUAGUCAUUGCAAAGGAUGGCAACUAUGAGGUCACGAACGGCAAGAUCGUCGGUCUAUUCGUUGGAUUGCUCUGCUUCCACGGAUUACUUAACUGUCUAGCAACUCGCUAUCUCGCAAAGCUUACCACUAGCUUUGUGUUUGUCAAUCUUGGGGCUACCAUCAUCAUCAUCAUCGUGCUCCUUGCGACAACACCGCUUCAUGAGAUGCACUCGGGUCCUUACGUCUUCGGCUCUCAAGGUGUGAUCAACGAGACCAACGGAUGGCCAGACGGUCUGGCAUUCUUGUUCGGCCUCCUCUCCGUGCAAUGGACCAUGACGGACUAUGAUGCGACGGCUCACAUCUCCGAAGAGGUUCGCCGUGCCGCCUAUGCCGCACCCGCAGCCAUCUUCAUCGCUGUGAUUGGGACUGGCCUUCUGGGCUGGUUACUGAAUAUCACCAUGGUCGUUUGCUCGGGUGAUUUUGCGAACCUCCCGGGCCCAUCAGGCUCUGCUUUCCUACAGAUCAUGACCAUGCGCAUGGGAAAGGCUGGCGCGCUCUUCCUCUGGACGUUUGUAUGCUUCACGGCGUUCUUUGUGUGCCAGACCGCCUUGCAAGCGUGCUCGCGCACGGUAUACGCGUUCUCCCGCGACCAUGGACUUCCUGACCGUGGCCUCUUCGGAAAGGUCGCUCAAUUCACAAAGACGCCUAUCAACGCCAUUUGGGGUACAACCUUUAUCAGUAUCCUCCCUGGUUUCCUUCAAUUUGCGUCGCCAGUGGCCGCAAACGCCAUCUUCGCACUGUGCGCUAUGGCUUUGGACAUCUCGUACAUCAUCCCGAUCUUCCUACGCCGAGUGUACGAACAUCAUCCUGAAGUCAACUUCAAGCCCGGUCCGUUCUACCUUGGAGAUGGCUUGCUAGGCUGGGCGGUGAACAUCAACUGCAUCCUCUGGACGAUCUUCGUGUCCGUCAUCUUCUCCAUCCCGACUGUCCUGCCGGUCACGAAGGACACGAUGAACUACGCGUCCGUUAUCACGGGCUCCGUCGUCAUCCUGUCAUUAAUUUGGUACUUCCUCGGCGGAAGGAAACACUACAAGGGACCCGCGAGUAACCUGCAGUCGGACGCGUUGCCGAAAGAUCCAGAUCCUCCAGUUUAUGAUGAGAAGAAUCGCGCAGAGUUGAGCGAAAAGGAGGUCUAA